AUGUCUCCAAGAAACGAUACACUUCUCUCCCAAUGCCUCGCUCAAGCCGAGUUGUCUCCUCUGCACUACCGCCAUGGCGCAAUCAUUGUUCGCGGCGGCAAGGUCAUUGGCCAGGGCUUCAAUUCGUACCGUCCAGGUUUCGAUGGUGGUGCUCUUAAGACCGGCACACUUCCGUUCGCCUCCCUUGAUGGAGUAGCCAUCGCUGAGCUCAAGCAGCGCUUGAAGUCUAAGCCGGACCGUAAGUCCAAGUCGACGUUGGAUAAUCAGCAGGACUCGGGUACUUUCACGCCUUUUGAGUCCAUGGGCCAAGGUCACAACGCCAACACGCCCUUGUCUCUUCAUUCCGAGAUGAUGGCUAUUCAGUCCGCCCUAUCACUCUCUUCUGGCGCCCUGUCCUCUCAGACGUCAGCACGCUCCGCAAAGUAUUACCAAAAACCGUGCUUCUCCUUAUCAGGUGAUUCUAAAAACCGUAGAGCACGAGCCCGCGGUCUCAAAGCAUACGCCGAGGCCAUCUGCACAGAGGCUACCGAGACCGUGGCAAGUUCUCUCUUCAAAAGCAGGGUUUUGAACCCCGUACAUCUCAACCAGGUGUCCAAGGAGAACAACGACAAGUCCAACAACAAGGAGGAGGACAGCGGGUUUCAGGAGGCCAAGGAGGACGUGGCUUCGAACACAUGGAAAACUACAGAGAAACACCGAAUGAAGAAGAACGAGUACAAGUACUACGAAGAUCAUCACAGGACUCAGCCUCACUACUAUCAUCACACGGCUCAACAGAAGCACUAUGCACAUAAGCGCAGUUCGGAGCCGCAAAGCUCUAAGGAUCUAGGAGAGAACACUGCAUCGACAGGCUCGCAGCCAUCAAGCCAGUCGGAGACAUCAAGCAGCGAUGAUAAUUCCAGCCCAAAGAAAGUCAAGAUUAAGGUAAGUGGUAUCUACCACCUCGCAACAUACACUAACAGGAAUCAGCCUUCCAGGAAGUCGCCCCCGCUUCCUCCAAAGACAGAACAAAUCCUAGUUACCAAGAAGUCAACCCUAAACUCCAAGCCCUCAGUCGCAGCACGCACCAAAGACCUGCGCCUCAAGGGCUCCGACCUCUACGAAAUUGCAAAAUAUUUCCCACAAAGCACAACAGGCCCCCAUAUCCCAUCCCAGAUACAACUCAACCUUCACCCCCACCCCCCAAAUCCCCCACCCACAUCCCUAUCCCUCCACGACGAGCUAUCCACGCUCUCCCGCUCUCCCUCCCCGCCUUCUCCGCCGACCGAACCGCCGCCCCCCAAGCCCGAGAUUAGAGCCUCACGCCCAUGCUACCGAUGUGUGUCCGCCAUGCAUGCUGUAGGCAUCAAGCGCGUGUUCUGGACGAAUGUGGACGGGGAGUGGGAGGGUGCUAAAGUACGGAACUUGAUUGAGGCGCUUGAGGGUGGUGGAGGCGAGGAGGCGAGUGGAGAAGGCGCGAAGGUUGACAAGGGGAUUUUUGUUACGAAGCAUGAGGUGCUGUUAUUGAAGAGAGUUAUGGGAUUUUAA
Lachnellula hyalina is the source of this 1527-nucleotide messenger RNA. RefSeq lists its product as uncharacterized. The coding region runs from base 1 to 1527 and encodes 508 amino acids. The record is from RefSeq and is a predicted model, not a curated record. Gene Ontology annotation, molecular function: catalytic activity. The transcript has 3 exons. Lineage: Eukaryota; Fungi; Ascomycota; Leotiomycetes; Helotiales; Lachnaceae.